Messenger RNA from Brassica rapa (field mustard), 1850 nucleotides. RefSeq lists its product as uncharacterized. NCBI's taxonomy places the organism in Eukaryota, Viridiplantae, Streptophyta, Magnoliopsida, Brassicales, Brassicaceae. The record is from RefSeq and is a predicted model, not a curated record.
CCCACUAUUAUUGGAUCCGACCACAAAUUGUGAUAUGUCUAGCUGCGAUGACAUAUACCAUCGGUUGAUUAGACCAUAUGAACAUGACUUCAUAUCAACUCUAAAUUGAAUGAGGCCAGGAAUGUAGGUUUAAUGGAACUUGUCAACUGUCAAAAAUAGCGUAUGUGAAGAUAACUCAGACUCAAGCUCCCAAUGGUGACUGCUGGUUAAACGGUGCGGGACAAGCAGUUUAAUUGCAGUGCGGUUUUAACAGUUAUAAAAAAAUAUAGAUAUCUUUAUAUAUAAAAUAGACUUUGUAUCUCUCCUAGAGUGUCCAGCUAGGAUGCCAUGUCACAAAUUCGAGUUUCCUGGAGUCGACACCUGUCCUGUUAAAUGAAACGGUCCGCACCAUCCUGAUUCCGUACGGGCUCUAUUUUUAUGUUUGUAAAUUUGGGCUUCAGGCCCGUACCUUACUUCCUGCGGAAAACAUCGAAAGGCGUCACCCGCUAAACCUAAUUUCCGCAUACGUACAUCUCAGUCUGAUUACGGCGGCGACGAUGAUCGUUUCCCCUCUUUCUGUAACGGAGCUCGACUUCAAUUGCAUUAAUACAGACGUCCAUUACGAGCUCUUCAAUGCGUCGUUUCGUCGGCGCGAUCCAAUCUAUAAAUAGAUGGCCAUGUCUCGGGUGUUUUUUUCUGAUUUGAAAGCCAGAAAGUGUUCAUCGGUUGUGGAGGCUAGGCUGCUGAGAUAAUGGGAGGCUAGAAACGUUAAACGGGGUGGAGAGCUUAUGUGGGUGGAUAUGCUUUUGGUCGAUGUUAAUUCAACCAUGAUGCAGGCCACGAUCAGCGCUCACCGUCUACAACGGUUCCGAGAGAGACUUACUGCCGGUGCAAUGUAUUCCAUAGCUGAUUUUGAUGUCGCUAGAUGUGCUCAGAACUUGAGACUAUCUGAUUCUUCAUUGAUGAUCCGUUUCAAUGAGUCUACAUCUUUUGACGAGAUAGACGAGCCGGUCUCUGCCUUGCCGGAUGAAGCAUUCCGGUUCCGUGAUCAGUCGGAGCUGAUUGGUUUGGCCAAUACAAGCACUCAGUUACCAGACAUCAUAGGGGAGAUCCUUAGUGUCAAGAGUACUGUUACUGACCCUCCGGAGGAAAAGAACCGUGUCAUGGUGACCAUAAAAAUGGACAGUAAUGACACUGUCACUCAGUUUAUUUGAUUCUCAAGCUGUUGCUUUCCACAAGCAACUUGAGGCCAUGCGUGUUGAUCCAAAGGUCGUUGUUGCUACUAGCAUAAACCCAAAGAUGGUUGGAGGACGUUUGUUUCUCAACGCAACUACCGGAACACACGUGUAUUUUGACAAGAAGACGAAAGCAGGGGAAGUUCGAUUCUACCAGUAUGUUUGUCGUUUGUUAAAUAUGACUGCCUAACCAUUGUGCAUUGACGUACCUGACUGCUUAACCAUUGUGAUAUGCGCAGGUUAGUUGCCAGGGACACUGGGCUCGCAUCAGCCACCCUGCUACUACGGUCGUAUGCGAAGGUUGAGAAGAUGGAGUUACUAAUAUCGUUUACAAGGAGAUCUUCAAGGAUGUUCAGACAACUCAGUGAAAGCAAUCGGCCCUACUGCUCGGAUGUUUUGGAAACAAUUCACGAAGACUACAAUCAUCAUCCAAUCCAAUGCUUCGGCAACAACAUCAUUUGCAAGACUAUAAUCCCAAUUAUUUUGACUCUUCACUCUGUUUUCUUUUUACAUUUCCUCCGCAUGCGACUCUUAUUUUAAACUACAAAUUAUUCUACCAUGUGUACAAACAUAUAAAAAAAAAAUCUAAAUAGAUUGUAAACACAUAAUAUUGCUAAAGACGGGUUCUGAUGUCAA